AUGUUCUCUCAGAAAGUUGCUCAACAGUCGCUGCGACGGCUUGCCGUCCAGCAGCCGCUCGGCAUGCAGUGGUCCAUGAUGCGGGCCUCCCCAGUCGCCGUUGCGCUUGGACAGGGUAUUCAGAAGAGACCAUCCUCCUCCAGCACCGAUGACGCCUCCCAAAUCCUGGUCAAGCAGCGUCUGAACCGCCCUGUCUCCCCGCACCUUUCCAUUUACAAGCCUCAAAUCGGAUGGAUUGGCAGUUCUCUGCACCGUGUCUCUGGUGUCGCCCUCUCCGGUACCCUCUACCUAUGGGCCACUGCAUACCUCGCCUCGCCCGCUAUCGGCUGGCACCUUGAGUCUGCCUCCAUGGUUGCUGCCAUGGGUGCCCUCCCCACCGCCGUUCAGAUCGGCCUCAAGUCCAUUUUGGCUCUCCCCUUCACUUACCACGGCUUCAACGGCCUGCGUCACUUAACCUGGGAUCUGGGCCGUGGAUUGACCAACCCCACCAUUAUCAAGUCUGGAUGGGCUGUUGUUGGCCUGAGCGUUUCAAGUGCGCUCGCUCUUGCUGCUUUCUUGUGA
Messenger RNA from Penicillium taxi, 561 nucleotides. RefSeq lists its product as uncharacterized. The transcript has 3 exons. Gene Ontology annotation, cellular component: membrane. The record is from RefSeq and is a predicted model, not a curated record. The coding region runs from base 1 to 561 and encodes 186 amino acids. NCBI's taxonomy places the organism in Eukaryota, Fungi, Ascomycota, Eurotiomycetes, Eurotiales, Aspergillaceae. Gene Ontology annotation, biological process: mitochondrial electron transport, succinate to ubiquinone; tricarboxylic acid cycle. Gene Ontology annotation, molecular function: electron transfer activity; succinate dehydrogenase activity.